AUGGAAGGAGAUCAGCCCCCUCUGACUGCAGAGCUGACAACCCCCUUCUUGAAGAAGGCUCACACCCCACCUCUCCAUGAGGAUGCCAACACCGCGGUCAUCGCAGUUGUCAUCGCCCUGGUGUUCCUCACCCUGCUGACGGUCCUGGUGGUGAUCAUCAUCUACCUGUACAGAAACAAAGGCAGCUACCUCACCUACGAGCAGCCGGCGGCAGAGACCGACGUGUCGGUGCAGAUGGAGGAUGCUCCAUCCAAAGAGAAAGAAGAGUAUUUUAUCUAA
Molecule: messenger RNA, 279 nt
Organism: Aptenodytes forsteri (emperor penguin)
Lineage: Eukaryota; Metazoa; Chordata; Aves; Sphenisciformes; Spheniscidae
Gene: SMAGP
Product: small cell adhesion glycoprotein
Exons: 3
Coding region: 1-279 (92 amino acids)
Source: RefSeq, a predicted model, not a curated record